This is a messenger RNA of Eupeodes corollae, 2891 nucleotides long. RefSeq names its product proline-, glutamic acid- and leucine-rich protein 1. Gene Ontology annotation, cellular component: nucleus. Lineage: Eukaryota; Metazoa; Arthropoda; Insecta; Diptera; Syrphidae. The transcript is spliced from 8 exons. The record is from RefSeq and is a predicted model, not a curated record. The coding region runs from base 326 to 2806 and encodes 826 amino acids. Gene Ontology annotation, biological process: rRNA processing.
ACAGUCCAACGCACCAACUAUCAUUCCACGGGUAUGUUUCAGUGACAGACAUUUUCAAUGAUAGCUCCAAUCGACUUUCGAAAAAAGUCCAAGUUUUGUUUUAACUUUCGAAAAUACCGAUCGAAUAAAAUUCUUCGAAAUCAACAAAACAGUACUAGAUGACUUUGGUACUUGCGAGUCAAAUAUUACGUUACGUUACGUUACAUGAGCACAUGUUAUCGAACUGUCAGUCAGCAAACAAAUUCAAAGAAAAAGAAACACAAAAUUUAAACUCUUUAAAUUAUUGCCGCAAGGAAAAAAAUAAAAUAAACAGAAAAUUCAUUAAAUGGAUGGAAUUUUGGGAAUUUUUCAAGGCAUUGCCACAACUGAAGGUGACAGCCUUGAUACCUAUCUCAAUGCACUCAACGAACAUCAAAGUUUUCGCUUAAAGGGAACCACUGGAAGCGAUCCUAUUGUCCAACACAUCACCUCAGUGUUAAGUAAGCCAGCGACACGUCGAGAAGGCUUAAUCCUUCUGCAAUGCUAUCUUGACCAGUGUCCAGUUGAUGCAUUGGAGCAAAAGGGUGUUUUGUGGAUGACUCUAGCUCUGAAAGCGUGCAAUUCUAAAGAAUCAGAAACUGUUGGAGAACUGGUCUAUGGUGUACUUAAAAACCUUGCAACAAAAAGUGUAGACAUUCCCGACUUAUCCAAGGCGUUUAUAAGUAAUUUCCUAAAUAAAAUUUACGAUUCCCUGAGCACCGUUGUUCCAUGUGCCUAUCAGUCGGCUUUGGAGUGCGUCGAAACUUGUUUGCGUCUGCAUCCAGGCCCCAGUGGUCCAUCACGUGGAUCGAUAGAGAAAUUUCUUUUCAAAUUCACUGAUUCCACAGAUGAAGUUUUAACAUUGUGGAGUGGGAAAUGUCUUCACCUACUGCAACAAGUUCGUGGCGGGGGAGUUCAAGGGAUCAGCCACAAGGCUGCUUGGCAAAGUUAUCAAAUGAAACUUCUCGGAAGUCUUCAUAGCCUUAUGGAUUCGGCUUUCUCGAACUGUACCGAAUUAUAUGAUGACUCAAUUGAGAAGGAUCAACUAAAUAUUGCACCUUUAGAAUUGAGUGAUGAACCAGUUAAGAGGGCAAUGCAAAUUUACAUUAGGUUUAGAAAUUUAGUUAAGUAUCUUAUUGCUGCUUUGCGUCAACCUUAUCCAGUUCCGAAAGCUAUAGCUCCGAAGAAAAUUCUCAAUCUCAUUACACGAGGACUAGGCGUUACAUGUCCUAUGUUGCAGAAGAAUAAAACAUCGGAUAACUUAGCAAUUGGGGCUUUGUUGCCGAAGAUGCAAACACACUUAUGGGAACUUCUUGAGGCAGCGAUCCUAACUUUGAAAUCACAUUUAGCUGUGUACCAUACGUCAAUCUUAGAAAUCAUACUCGAUACCCUCAAAUGGACAUCAUCUAAAAAGUCAACUGGUCAUAAAAAGCCUUACAUAUCCUUGAGGACUUGUGCUUACAAAGCUCUGAAUCUUUGGUGUAAUACAAUGAAACAUGGUAGUAGAUGCGAAAUAAUUGCCGAUAAUGUUAUCGAAGAAAUAAUGUUUGACAUUAGUCCCUUUGAAAAUGCCUUCACACUCAAGGUUAUAAGUGGUGCGAAGAAACACAUGUCGAAAAAAGCUCGACGUCAAUUGCACAAGGCUCAAAAUGACCAAUCAAAUUUGGUUCAAACUCAUUCUAAUGCCAGUGACUCACAGGCCAAAAAACAGCUCUAUAGCGAUGAAGGAAACCAACAACUCUGCCUAAAAGCUCUUCAAUGCCUUCGAAGUGUCUUCCUGUCAACUGGAUGUUUCCUUAAACCAACUGUCGUGAAGUCAACUCAACUGAAGAUUAUUGGCAUUUGCCUGGGGAUUUCCAAUGCGACAUUUAAAAAAGAACACUUGUACAAUAAUUACCUAUGCCGUGAGGAAGUCUACAAUGUGUUGUAUACGUUGACCCUAUCGCCCCAUCAUCUCUGUCCACCACCCACCCAAUUGACUAUAAAUCUUCUUCAAAAUGCCCAAAUCGAAGAUUCAAAUAUCAAAGUCCGCCAGACUUGUUCAAUGCUCUUGAAUAACAUCGAAAAAAUAAUCCAUCCCCAGAAAGAGAGUUUGAUAUUCCCUUCGGAUGUUCGUGAAAUAAAGAAUGCAUUCCAAAAAUUCGGAAAAGAAAAAUUACUCACUCAAGAUCCAAUGCUUGGAGGCGGUGGUUGUGAAUUCGAAGAAAACGAAGGCGACGAGGAAGAUGAAGAGGACGAAGAAAUAGAAAAAGACGAAGACGAAGAGAUGUUAGACUUGGAAAAUAUAACCACAGUAGUUGCCUUGGAAAAUUCGAAAACAUCAGAAACUAAAAAACCUUUAACAAUUUCUGUUGAUUUGACAUUAGAUGAAAGCUUAGUCAGACGUCCAUCGAUUCACUUGGAUUCAUCGAAUGAUUCGGUGGAGUUCAUUCCAGAAAAAAAGAAUGAGCAAAAAGUUGAAGAGAACAUUCUCGAAAUACCAAAGUCACCUGAGAUGAAUUUACGAGUGGAAGAAGAAGAUGAAGACGAUGAUGAUGAUAUCGAAGAAGUUGACGUACUUGAAAAGCCACCUCUAGAAAGUGCCAAAAAGGAUGAAGAAAAUACGGAGACUAAGGAGGAUCAGGAGGCAUCAUCACCUAAGAAGCCAAGAUUAGAAAUAUUAGAAGUAAUAACUGUUCCAGUCAAUCCAACAGCAAAUAAUAAUCAGCAAGAAGGGGAAAAACCAAAAGAAGAUAACGAGUUGAACUUCGAGGAAAUUGCUGCUACGUUUGUUGAUGAGUUACUUUAAAUCUAAUAUAAUUUUGUUUAUUUUUUUCUAUGUUUGCAUUACCGACGAAGAGUAAUAUUUAUUUCUUUGAAAAUAUAUUCUUAUU